Molecule: messenger RNA, 975 nt
Organism: Seminavis robusta
Lineage: Eukaryota; Bacillariophyta; Bacillariophyceae; Naviculales; Naviculaceae
Source: the annotation of a GenBank genome assembly
AUGAAGGUUUUCCUCUUGAUCGCAACCCUCUUUGCCCUGUUCCAUGGCGGCGCUGCCUGUGAUUGCGGCACUCUGGCAUCCACGACCAUAGAGAGCACUGCCUAUGGUACUUACUCUACCACGUUCUCUGAUGCUGGACAGUCGUGGACCAUUGAUGUGGUUUACUCGGCCAGUGGUUUUCGCGGUACUCUGACCAACAAUGACCGCAGUGAGAGCUGUACGGGCAGUGGAAGUCUUACUUCCGUCUCCUCCACACAGAUCUCUGCAUCUCUCUCUAUCUCCUCUGACAGUUUUACAUCACCUUAUAGUUGUGGGUCCUCGGUGACAGCAACGGUUACCUUCGACGGAACGAGUACCUUCACUGUUCAGUACGACGUUUCAUCCAUCGGAUUCACCUACUCAGGCACCAUCACGGGAGACUGCACAUUUGCUUGCUCUACCACGUCUGCUCCAAGUGCAUCGCCUGUAGCUGCAACACCUACCACUGGCACCACCCCAACUGCAGCCCCAGUGGCCGCCCCGGACAACACUCCAUCACCAUCCGUCCAAUUCUGCUUCUCUGGAGAUUCCACAUGCCUCGUCCAGGGCCGUGGGGAGGUUGCUAUGGAAGACUUGCAAGUCGAAACUGGAUUGGUGGGAUUCCUUCAGACCCUGAAUCACAACCAGAUGCACAUUGUUACAGCUCCUCUCCGUGUGUUUUGCAUGGGGGCCAUCUCUUCCAAUGUUUGCAAUUCCUAUGACAAGGAUGGAAUUUCCUAUGGUGCUUCCUUCAUUCUCCAUGCCAGCAAGUGGGUCCAGGGUCAGAGCAUGGUAGUUCAGGCCCCCAUUGCCCUGGUUGUUGCCAUGGUGGUUGCUCUCUGCUGGCUUUUGGAGAUGGCCUUUGGUGCUUCCCUUGCACCUCUCGGAGGACUUGCGAUUGGGGGAGCCAUCUCUUACUGCUACAAGAAAUACGGACGUGGAUCCAAAGUGGUCUAA